AUGCUGACGCCGGCGCGACCGGCCACGGCGCGCGACUCGGGCGGUUCGCUGUCGAAACGUGGCGCACAGUGCGUGAAAUGGGAACAGGACGGACGCCACAUGGGUUCGUCCAACUACAGUUCAUACAACUGUUUGACGAGUUGGGACAGCUACGAUAGGAUACCCAGGGUACGAGUGGAAUAUUACGUUAACGAAAAUACCUUCAAAGAACGUUUACAAAUAUAUUUUAUUAAAAACCAACGCUCAAGUCUUCGUAUUCGUAUCGCAAAUUUAUUUUUCAAACUACUAACAUGUGUUUUAUAUAUCGUCCGCGUCGUACUAGAUCAAGAUCCCACGUCCGCGACUUGUUAUGGAUGCAAAAUGGGAAACAAAACCGAAUUCCUAUGGAGCCGAAAUUUGACGGACGAGGCAUUCCAAGCGAGACCCAUUAUCAAUUGGGAUGCGAUACAAUGGGUAAAACGACCGUUAGAGCUGUGGGUGAUACAGUGCGGACUGGCAGUUUUCGCCCUAUGCGAAUCACUUCUUCUCACAUACAUCGGUUACAAGGGAAAUGUAAUGCAACAACUACUAUCAUUCCACUUCCUUUUAGAGUUGAUCACAACUGUACCCUUUAUUUUCACAAUUUUCCAACCAACAUUGAUCAAUCUUUUCAUACCAGUGUUUCUAAACUGUUGGUUGGCGAAAAAAUCCUUAGAAAAUAUGUUUAACGAUCUUCACCGUGCCAUGCAAAAAUCUCAAUCAGCACUGUCCCAGCAGUUGAUGAUACUUUCAGCCACUCUUCUCUGUUUAGUAUUUACUAGUGUAUGUGGUAUUCAGCAUUUCCAAAGAGCUGGCCAUCGGCAUCUGAGCCUCUUCCAGGCUACUUAUUAUGUGGUGGUCACAUUUUCUACGGUCGGAUACGGUGACUUCGUGCCAGACAUUUGGCCUUCUCAGCUCUAUAUGGUUGUCAUGAUAUGCAUAGCACUCAUCGUUCUUCCAACACAAUUCGAACAGUUGGCGUUCACAUGGAUGGAGAGACAGAAACUCGGUGGUUCUUAUUCAUCUCAUAGAGCACAUUCUGAAAAACAUGUAGUCGUCUGUAGUACAACUCUUCAAGCUGACACAAUUAUGGAUUUUCUUAAUGAAUUUUACGCACAUCCAUUACUUCAAGACUAUUUUGUGGUCCUAUUAUCACCAAUGGAACUUGACACCACAAUGAGAAUGAUUCUCCAAGUACCUAUUUGGGCACAAAGAGUUAUUUAUAUUCAAGGGUCGUGUUUGAAAGAUGGAGAUCUGUCCAGAGCUAGAAUGAGCGACGCUAAAGCUUGUUUUGUUUUGGCCGCCAGAAAUUAUGCUGACAAAACUGCUGCAGACGAACAUACAAUCCUACGUUCGUGGGCGGUCAAGGACUAUGCUCCGACUGUUCCCCAAUAUGUUCAAAUAUUUCGACCAGAAAAUAAAUUACACGUGAAAUUUGCUGAGUUUGUUGUAUGUGAGGAUGAGCUAAAAUAUGCUCUUCUUGCUAAUAACUGCACAUGCCCUGGAGCAUCAACACUAGUAACACUUCUACUGCAUACAAGUAGAGGACAGGAAGGUCAGACUUCGCCCGAGGAAUGGCAUAGGCUGUAUGGUAGAUGUUCAGGAAAUGAAAUCUACCACAUACUUUUAGGAGACAGUAGAUUCUUCGGUGAAUACGAAGGCAAAAGUUUCACAUAUGCAAGUUUUCACUCACAUCGAAAGUUCGGUGUAUCAUUGGUGGGCGUGCGGCCGGCCGAUUUACCUGAAUUUUAUGAAGACACAAUACUUUUAAAUCCUGGGCCUAGGCAUAUAAUGAAGAAAUCCGAUAUAUGUUAUUACAUUAGCGUUAAUAAAGAAGAAAAUUCAUCGUUUGUUGUUUCAAAUAAUGGUUCUGCGCCAUCAAAACAUCUUGAAAGUAUGUUACACAAUGAUAAGCCCACCGAAGUUCAAAAAACUAUCAGAGAAAGUUACACGUUCCAUAACAAACAAACGGAAGAACCGACAAUCGUAGGUAAUCAUUUGAAUAUCCCAAAGCCAAUGGAUAUGAACCCGAAUUUAUUGAGCCCUGAAGUGUUGGGUCAAAGAAGAGGUAGUCGCCGUCCAAGUAUAUUACCAGUCGCUGAAAAUAUAACAGGUUCGUCAUUAAACAUAUCUGUACCUCCCCCAGAAGAAGAUGGAGACGAAAGCGAAGAUGAACUCGAAGAUGAGGUUCCAUGGAGAUCGCCGAGUGAAAAAAUAGCAAUAGUCAAAGGAUUCCCACCAGUGUCACCGUACAUAGGUGUCAGUCCCACAUUGUGUUAUUUAUUAAAAGAAAAAAAACCACUGUGUUGUCUACAGCUCGCCCAGGUAUGUGAACAUUGUUCUUACCGAAACGCCAAUGACUACAAUUGGCAAAAUAAAACCAUAAUUUUAGCUGCCGAUUACGCGUCCAAUGGAAUUUACAACUUUAUCAUACCAUUGAGGGCACACUUUCAUCCGAAAACGUCCUUAAAUCCGAUCAUCAUACUAUUAGAACGACGUCCAGACAUUGCGUUUCUAGACGCCAUUUCAUACUUCCCACUUGUUUACUGGAUGUUGGGAUCCAUAGAUUGUUUGGAUGAUCUCUUGAGGGCUGGAAUAUUAUUAGCAGAAAACGUAGUGGUGGUAAAUAAAGAACUAUCAAAUUCAGCUGAAGAGGAAACAUUAGCAGACUGUAAUACAAUUGUAGCAGUCCAAACAAUGUUUAAGUUCUUUCCCAACAUUCGUAGUAUAACUGAGUUAUCUCAAUCAUCCAAUAUGAGAUUUAUGCAAUUCAGAGCACAAGACACCUAUGCGCUGCACUUAUCAAAAAUGGAAAAACAUGAAAAAGAAAGAGGCUCACACAUAUCUUACAUGUUCCGACUGCCAUUUGCGGCUGGUUCUGUAUUCAGCGCCAGCAUGUUAGAUACACUGUUAUACCAAGCAUUUGUAAAAGAUUAUGUCAUCACUUUUGUAAGAUUACUGUUGGGCGUAGACCAGGCUCCUGGUUCUGGUUUCCUAACCUCGAUGAAAAUUACAAAAGAAGAUAUGUGGAUACGAACAUACGGACGACUUUACCAAAAAUUGUGUUCUACUACUUGUGAGAUACCUUUAGGCAUUUACAGAACUCAAGACUUGUCAAACAUAGAAUCACCACCGGAUGCAUGUGGUACAGACUGCGAUAAAAUAUCUGAGGGUUCGGAUCACGAAGCUUACAUGCCCAUUCCAACUAACUGUCUGCCUAAUUGCCACAGGAACCAAAAUUCUGUAUUUUCAAUUAACAUGCACGACGACGCCCGGGAUAAUCACGACAACUUGAUCGAGCGAGCAGAAAUAGUAAACUUGGUCAGAUCUCGAAUGGACAGUUUAAAUUUACCUGCUGUCGACCACGAAGAAGUCAGCGAGAAACGGAGCAGUCUGUCAUACGUCAUUAUCAACCCUAGCUGUGACCUAAAACUCGAAGAGGGUGAUAUUGUAUAUAUUUUACGACCCAGUCCAUUCUCGGCCCAGAAAACGUUCGAGAGGCACAACAGCCGCCGGAAGUCCAACAUAAGUUUCAACUCUACAAUCGGACAGCUGGGAUUCGGUUCGAGAAGGGGAUCGAGCAUGGCGUUCCCCCCGUUCAUGACCAGGCCACCGCCGUUAGUCACCACCAAAGCAAACAGCCUGUCAUUGCCAGACAGCCCGACGGUGGGCAGUGCCCUCCGAGCUCGGUCCAACUCUCUACGUGUAGUCGACGACAUACUGUUAAGACGGUCCAAUUCGCUUAGACAAGGGCUUUCCAUGACGUGUAACCGGAAGAGCAGCCUCGAAGAGUUAGGAGUGUCUCACUUUCCUAUCGGGUCAAUUGCUCACGAACGUAGACCCAGUAUGCAAUUGCACCCGAGCGAGAUGAGCGGCAGUGCCAUAAAGAUCGCGCUGAACGGCAGCAUCGGGCUGGAGGUGACUCCGCCGGAAGAAGUGUCCUCGCCCGGCAUGUCCAGCAACACGAGCAUGGUGACGGUGCCGUCACUGCACCAUCCGCCUUUGCCGUCGCCGGUCAUGUCGCCGCACUCGUCGCACGAACACUUGCAGGGCACGAUUGUAUGA
Macrosiphum euphorbiae (potato aphid) is the source of this 4083-nucleotide messenger RNA. The record is from the annotation of a GenBank genome assembly. NCBI's taxonomy places the organism in Eukaryota, Metazoa, Arthropoda, Insecta, Hemiptera, Aphididae.